AAAUAGAGCAAUAAAAACUUGUCAAUUAGGUAAGCAACAAACAAGAAGUUUUCAACUCAUUAAGCUUUAUUUUAGCGAUCAAAUUCAGAAAUGGAGAAGAGCAAGUCGUACCCAGAAUACUCAUCAUCUUUCUCCGGCGAGUUCGGGUCGAAUUCAUAUAGCUUCAACGGGCCGUACCAUAAAGGAAAUGGGUUUGCAUCAUCCAACGAUCCGGAGCUAAAAAGAAAGAAGAGGAUAGCUUCUUAUAACGUGUUUACAGUGGAAGGGAAGCUCAAAUCCAGUGUAAGGAGCAGCUUCAAGUGGAUCAAGAACAAAUUUAAUACUGAUGUUCGUUAUGGUAUGUGAUUAAGUUAAUAUUAUACAUAUAUAUAAUAUGGAGUACAUAUUUAUGGUUUUUGUGCUUUGGAGAUCAAAGAGAGAGAAUUUUGUUUUUCUCUCAGAGAGGAGAAAUUGGGGAUUUUCUUUUCUUUUCUUUUUGUUUUAAUUUUGUGAUCUUUCUGUUAUGGAUCAUGCAUGCUAUGCAUGCAUCAUGCAAGUUGAGUGAUUUGCAUGUAUGUCUCUUGGAUGCAGAAAAGAAAAGAUGAUAUGAUUUUUUCUUUUCAAUUUUGUCUUCUUUAA
Molecule: messenger RNA, 618 nt
Organism: Jatropha curcas
Lineage: Eukaryota; Viridiplantae; Streptophyta; Magnoliopsida; Malpighiales; Euphorbiaceae
Product: mediator of RNA polymerase II transcription subunit, putative (DUF3511)
Source: RefSeq, a predicted model, not a curated record